This is a messenger RNA of Lates calcarifer (barramundi perch), 1321 nucleotides long. RefSeq lists its product as uncharacterized. The record is from RefSeq and is a predicted model, not a curated record. The transcript has 6 exons. The coding region runs from base 116 to 1099 and encodes 327 amino acids. NCBI's taxonomy places the organism in Eukaryota, Metazoa, Chordata, Actinopteri, Centropomidae.
GCUGUGGUUAAAUCUUUGUUUCCAGGUGAACCUGGAGUCAAGCGUCGACAUCGGAUCAGAGUCGACUCAGAGAGAAAACAGCAGCGCUGUCGGAGACGUCACCUCCAGGACUCUGAUGGCCCACAACAGCAGCCUGAUGUCUGGAGUCCAGCAGGGGGCGCCACGGCUUGGAUACUUAGGAACCACAGCCAGCUCCAGGGCCAAAGUCAGCCAGGACCCCCCCACCUCCUCCACCAUCUCCACCCAGGAGGAGAAGGAAAACUUUUCCUCCUCAGACCCCCAGCCUCCUGCUUCCCUACUGUCUGCAGGUCUGGACCCACACAGCCCCAAACCUGACCCCCAUCAAGACCAGAUCACAAGUGUCGCUGUGUUGUCUCAGGAGUCUCAGCAUCCUGUACCUGUGGCGAGCCCUCAGGUGUUGGCCACACCCACUGAAGUGACGUCACAGGGUGGAGUCGAGAGGUGGAGCGUCAGCAGCUCAGAGGCAACGCCAACGAAUCAAAACCAAACACUAAUCUUGAGCCCCGCCCCCUCCAUCACACCCACAGCCACGCCCACCACCUGUGACAUCACCAUUUCUGACAUCAUCACAUCUGCCAUUGUCUCUGACAUCACCACUGCCUCCGGGCAGGGGGGUGGAGUCAAAGGAGCUGAGACCAGAAUCCAGACUGAUCGAGUGUCGACAGAUGAUGUUUCUGAACAAACUGUCGGAGCCGAUUCAUCUUCAUCUGAUUCACCCACAUCUUCCUCCUGCCCUGUCCCGCCUCAGACAGGAUCAGGUGAUGUCGAGGAGUCGUGCAGCCUGCAGCAGUGUCAGCAGGUCGCCAACGAGCUGAGACAGACGGCGAGACGAGCCAUACACCUCUACCAACAGCUCGGUGUGUCGCCCGGCGUUGCAGAGCGGCGUCUUCAGAUGUCGUCCGUCCUGCAGGAGGCGUUUGAUUUUGUUUACUCUGAGAUGCAGGUAGUCCUGCAGAAAGACGGACAGAGCAGCGGCGCCCCCUCUGGUCACCUGGAGGAUGACGGGACGAUGUCACUGCUGGAGAAAUACUCUGAGAUGCUGGUUCAGAUGACCCAGAACAAACUGAACCGAAUCUGAUCCAAGACCAGAUGGUACGGAGGCUGAAAGAGGACAAAACUGACUUUGACCUCAGCCUGAGUGACAGACUGCUGCUGCUCAUUCAUCAACGACUGACAGAUUUUCUAAACAUCAGUAUUAAAUUUAAAGCACCUUACAUUUUAUUUGUGUUUUAACUCACGAUCACUGUUUGUACAUAAACUGUAGUUUUAUGUUUCUUAAUAAAUGUUUAAUGUUUCAGAA